Bombyx mandarina (wild silkworm) is the source of this 1624-nucleotide messenger RNA. RefSeq names its product protein-L-histidine N-pros-methyltransferase CARNMT1. Gene Ontology annotation, biological process: carnosine metabolic process. The record is from RefSeq and is a predicted model, not a curated record. Gene Ontology annotation, cellular component: nucleus; cytosol. Lineage: Eukaryota; Metazoa; Arthropoda; Insecta; Lepidoptera; Bombycidae. Gene Ontology annotation, molecular function: carnosine N-methyltransferase activity.
CUUACAAUAGAUUUUACAACAAAAAAAAAGAUAAAGACACCUGCGUUAAUAUUGUGAUAAUUAAUUAGAUACGUAAAUUAUCAAACGGUUAUUCUUUAUUAUUGUUUAAUAGUUAAGGUUAAAUUACAAGUCUUUGAAAUGUCUUCCAUUCCGGCUUCCGAGGAAAUUGAUGAGGCGAAGGAGCGUGAGCACUUUAGGGCGGUUGUAAAUGCAUUCAAAUAUUACAAGCUAUGUAGUUUGGAUCGUAUACAUAAAUCUGAAAAGAUAAUUAAGUCACUAUCUCAACACCAUCAAAGGCACCUGGAUAAGUACAAAACAUAUUUAACUAGAUUCAAGAAAUGUCUUGACAUUAAUAAUAGUGUUGUUAAUUUGAUAAUUAAAGAUGUGGAUAAAAUGUUUGAGAAUGUCGAUCAUAGUAUGACAGAAAGUUCUGGAGCCAAUGGUACUGAGAGUUUUGGAUGUAAUUAUAAUAAUUGCGAGAUAUCAUCGCAAAAACAACAUAAAAUGCAGCAUGACGUUGAGAAGGUCUUUACCGGUAGAUUGAGUAUCAUCAGCUUCCAGGACCUCUUUGACACUGUGGUCCGCGUGCUGGUGCCCGGUGCCGGUCUGGGCAGGCUCGCCUGGGAGAUAUCGAAACGCGGCUAUACAACGCAGGGCAAUGAAUUCUCGUUGUUCAUGCUGUUUGCAAGUAAUUUUGUGCUUAAUCGGUGCCCUGAGGCGAACAAAUAUACGGUCCACCCGUGGUUACACCAGUACGUCAACAACCUGAGCUGCGAGCACCAGCUGUUGGGCGUGAAGUUCCCUGAUGUGAGGCCGUCGGGAGACAGGCCCAAUCCGAAUUUUUCUAUGGCCGCUGGAGACUUUCUUAAGGUCUACACCGAAGUGGACGAGUGGUCGUGCGUGGUGACAUGCUUCUUCAUCGACUGCGCUCCCAACGUCAUCGAGUUCGUCGAGAGGAUAUACGAGAUAUUGGUGCCGGGAGGGAUCUGGAUCAACCUGGGACCCUUGCUGUAUCACUACAGCGACAUGCCGACCGAAAACAGUGUCGAGCCGCCCUACGAUAUACUAAUAGAAAUAAUAAGAGAUGUGGGAUUUGAUGUUCUGGAAGAGCGGACGGGCGUCAAGACGAAAUACGCCCAGAACCCAAACUCUAUGCUUCAGCACGAAUACGAAUCUGUUUUCUUCGUCUGCAGGAAGCCUUACACCGCACUACGGGAUAAACUUUAAAUUAAAACAACUUACUGAGUAUCAAUGUAAGUCGGUCCACGGCAAAGAAAAAGUUUGGAUAGCUUGAAUUAUCUUCUAAACGGUUAGUAUACACCGAUGAUGAAUGUUCAUAGUGUAUGCGUUAUGCAGUAAAUUUGCUCAGAACAUCAAAGCUUUGUGAGGCACAGGUGUUCGCUAUCAAUCAGCCACUUUAGUUUUAUUUAUGUGAACCAUACUAGAGGCUUAGAGGUGGGAUUAAAGAAAAAUAACUCAGUGCCUCUCUAGGGAGCUUGUGGAAUGAUAUCAUAAACAUUAAGUACCCUAGUUUUUAAAUCAAUCAUUGAAGGAGAUAUGUUUUUUUUUAGCGGGAAUGUGAGGAUUGAAUUUGUGUGAUUUGUUUUGUUUUGUAUAUUUAGUG